CGGCACGUAGUCCUUCCCCUCCGCGUCUCCAAGGGGACGUCCGCUGUGGGAGCCGUGUGGAGGCCGCUUCUUCUCGCUCUUCAUCCUUCGCUUCCCAAGAUGGCGGCGCUGAGUGUAAACAAGGUCGGGGCCGGAGCGGGGUUGGAUGCCGGGAGCAGGCAGAGCCGGAAUCCAGGCGGGCCUGUGGUGAAGGUUCUGGAGUGUGGAGUCUGUGAAGAUGUAUUUUCACUGCAAGGAGAUAAAGUUCCCAGACUGCUUUUGUGUGGCCAUACCGUCUGUCAUGACUGUCUCACUCGACUUCCUCUUCAUGGCAGAGCAGUUCGGUGUCCUUUUGAUCGGCAGGUUACUGAGUUAGGUGAUUCAGGAGUCUGGGGCUUGAAAAAAAACUUUGCUCUGUUGGAACUCCUUGAGCGACUGCAAAAUGGGCUCGGUGGUCAGUGUGGGACAACUGAAGAGGCUAUUGGCCUCUCCGGAGAGUGCAUCAUCCGCUGUGAUGAAGAUGAGACCCAUCUUGCUUCAGUGUACUGCACUGUGUGUGCCACUCACCUGUGUGCAGAGUGUUCCCAACAUACACAUUCUACAAAGACACUAGCAAAACACAGACGUGUGCCUCUUGCUGAUAAACCUCACGAGAAGACGAUGUGUUCUCAGCACCAAGUGCAUGCCAUUGAAUUUGUGUGUCUGGAAGAAGGUUGUCAAGCCAGUCCUCUUAUGUGUUGUGUCUGCAAAGAGUACGGAAAGCACCAAGGCCAUAAACACAGUGUUUUGGAACCAGAAGCAAAUCAGAUCCGUGCUUCCAUUUUAGACAUGGCUCAUUGUAUAAGAACUUUCACAGAAGAAAUCUCAGACUAUUCUCGGAAACUAGUUGGUAUUGUUCAACAAAUAGAAGGAGGAGAACAGAUAAUUGAAGAUGGUGUUGGAAUGGCUCAUACAGAACAUAUCCCAGGUACUGCAGAGAAUGCUCGUUCAUGUGUCCGAGCCUAUUUUUCUGAUCUUCAUGAAACUCUCUGCCGCCAAGAAGAAAUGGCACUUAGUGUGGUUGAUGCCCAUGUGCGAGAGAAAUUGAUCUGGCUUAGGCAACAGCAAGAAGACAUGACUAUCCUGUUGUCCCAGGUUUCAACAGCUUGUCUUCAUUGUGAAAAGACCUUGCAGCAGGAUGACUGUAGAGUUGUGUUGGCCAAACAAGAAAUUACAAGGCUUCUCGAAACACUUCAGAAACAGCAACAACAAUUUACAGAGCUUGCAGACCACAUACAACUUGAUGCCAGCAUUCCAGUUACUUUCACCAAGGACAACAGGGUACACAUUGGGCCCAAAAUGGAGAUUCGAGUUGUAACCCUCGGAUUAGAUGGAGCUGGCAAAACAACCAUUUUAUUUAAGCUAAAGCAGGAUGAAUUCAUGCAACCAAUUCCAACAAUAGGGUUUAAUGUUGAAACUGUAGAAUAUAAAAAUCUGAAGUUCACUAUUUGGGAUGUAGGUGGUAAACACAAGCUGAGGCCUUUAUGGAAACAUUACUACCUCAACACACAAGCGGUGGUGUUUGUAAUUGAUAGCAGCCACAGAGACAGGGUCAGCGAGGCGCACAAUGAACUGGCCAAACUGUUAACGGAGAAGGAGUUGCGAGAUGCUUUGUUGCUGAUCUUUGCUAAUAAGCAGGAUGUAGCAGGGUCACUUUCAGUAGAAGAAAUCACAGAAUUGCUGAGUCUGCACAAACUCUGCUGUGGCCGUAGCUGGUACAUCCAAGGUUGUGAUGCUCGAAGUGGCAUGGGACUGUAUGAAGGACUGGACUGGCUCUCAAGGCAUCUGGUAGCUGCAGGUGUACUGGAUGUGGCUUAAGUUCCUAUUGAGAGCCAUUAAGCUUGGAGAUCCAUUAAUUUAUUUGUGUGACAUGAGAUGGUCAAACAUGAACUGUUAAUCUAAAGCUGUUUUUCCUUAAAAAAAAAACACUAACAGUUUGGCUGGAAUGUUUAUUGGAAUGUGGUACAGUGAGUGUGUCAUUCCUGUAAAUUAUGGUAAAUGAAUAGGAAUGUGGCUUAAUAGUGGAUUUGCAGGAAAGGUUGAGGAAAUGAAAAUGUUCUUCAGCUUCCUUAUUAAACAAAUUAAUCUAUACCAGUA
Elgaria multicarinata webbii is the source of this 2115-nucleotide messenger RNA. RefSeq names its product tripartite motif containing 23 (gene TRIM23). Gene Ontology annotation, cellular component: lysosomal membrane; cytoplasm; plasma membrane. Gene Ontology annotation, molecular function: GTP binding; zinc ion binding; GTPase activity. The transcript is spliced from 11 exons. NCBI's taxonomy places the organism in Eukaryota, Metazoa, Chordata, Lepidosauria, Squamata, Anguidae. Bases 100 to 1836 code for a protein of 578 amino acids. The record is from RefSeq and is a predicted model, not a curated record. Gene Ontology annotation, biological process: intracellular protein transport; vesicle-mediated transport.